GCCGUGGCCGCCGACACCGAGCGCUGCUCCCGCAUCGGCCGGGACGUCCUGGAAAGCGGCGGCACGGCCGUGGACGCUGCCAUCGCCGCCCUGAUCUGCACCUCGGCCAUGAAYCCGCAGAGCUCGGGCCUGGGCGGCGGGGUCGUCUUCACCAUCUACAACGCGAGCUCAGGAAGGGUCGAGGUGAUCAACGCCCGCGAGACGGUGCCGCGCGUGGUCCCGCACAACCUGCCCGUGGGCUGCGCUCUCCCCAUUGGACCCCAGUGGAUUGCUGUACCAGGAGAAAUCCGUGGGUACGAGGAAGCCCACAAGCGACACGGCCGCUUACCCUGGAAAUCCCUGUUUGAGCCAACCAUCAAGCUCCUUUCUGAGCCACUUACCAUUUCCCCCGUUUUGGACAAAAUCAUCAGUCACUCAAAAUUCUCCCAGCUAGGACGGAAACUCUGCCCCUUGAUCUGUGAAGGGCAGAGGUUCCUGAGGCRUGGAGAGACCUUCAGGUGGCCGGCCCUGCAGCGGACGCUGAGGACUGUGGCAGAAAGCGGCGCCUCGGCCUUUUAUGGGGGCCUCGUCGGCCAGGCCCUGGUGGAGGACUUGAGGAGAGCGGGCUCCAGUAUCUCCCUGGAGGACCUUAAGGAAUACAAAGCAGAGGUGACCUCGGCUCUGAACAUCACCCUGAACAACUCCACCACGGUGUUUGCGCCCAGGCCACCCCUGGGAGGUGCUGUGCUCCUCUUCAUCCUCAAGAUCCUGGAAGAGUAUAAGCUCCGUGAAGAAUCACUGGCAACACUCGAGAAGAGGGUGGAAACCUACCACCUCAUUGCAGAGGCUCUGAAGUUCGGCAACAUGCAAAGACCCCUCAUGAGUGACCCGGCCUUCUCUGAUGCCCAGGUGACGGCUGAGGCCCUGCUGUCGGACGAUACUGCCCAGCUCGUCAGAAGCCGGAUGGACGGCCACGGUGACCACCCGCUCAGCUAUUACCAGCUGUCGGCGUCCAGCCCGAGCCACGGGUACCAAAGCAAGGGCACCACGCACGUGUCGGUGCUCGCCGCCGACGGCAGCGCCGUGUCCGCCACCAGCACCAUCAACUACCCGUUUGGCUCCUUCGUGUAUUCCAACCAAACCGGGAUCAUUUUAAAUAAUGAGCUUGCUGAUUUCUGCAUAGCAAACAGAAGCAUUAAGCCAGGGGAGAGGCCUCCUUCAGCCAUGGUGCCUUCCAUUCUCCUAUCCAAGACKGGAGACAUGCUGGUGAUCGGAGGAUCCGGAGGGUCCUUGAUUGUCAGUGCUACGGCGAUGGCUAUCAUAAACAAGCUGUGGCUUGGCUAUGACCUGGAACACGCCAUUGCAGCUCCCAUCAUGCAUGCUGAAGGUAACAGAAUCCUGUUUGAGAAAGGCUUCAGCGAGGAGGUGAGGAGAGGCCUGCUGAGAAGAGAGCAUAAAGAAAAGGAAUUCAUGUUUGGAAUGAAUGUUGUGCAGGGGAUUUCCAAGGAAGGAAAAUGCAUCUCUGCUUACUCGGAUAUAAGGAAGCUGGGGAAAUCAGCUGGAUAUUAGCAUCAGAUGUCAUGACAGCUCCUCUAUUCUAACCAAAAGCCCCAGAGGAGAACUAAAUUUGGCUUGGGCAUGCCAGCAUCAGUUGUUCUCUUGAGGGUACUUCCAGAGGAUGGACAAAACUGCUGAUGACGCCCAACUCCAAUGGACUGCAAAUACCCUCAGGCAAAACAAGGAUACGUCAGCCAGCUUUGAUUAGAGCUACAUCGUCCAUGACAUCUUCCAUAACACUUCAAUAUUUGGAAAAGCGUAUUUCUUGUGCAGACCAGCUAUUCAAAAUAGGAAGAUACACAGUGGGAAAAGGAGAACUGGUCCAAAACCCACUGGGAACACUGUGACCUAGCUGUAUCUUCUGUUUGUGCUGCAGAGCCUCAGUUAAGAGCAUAAUUAGUUUCUUUAGGGCUAUUGCUCUGAUAAGCUUGUUACUGGGACCAGCUGUGCUGAAGCUUCCUGCAGCCUCACACACUGGUGCCCUUGCGAGUGAGGCUCCCAUGGAGCAAUGUGAAUUCCCCGCUCCCAGAUCUCCCUCCUUCCUGCCCUUUGCCUGCYGAAGGGAAGCACUUUGGGAAGGCAGGUGGAGGCCUUUGGGAGGCCAGCUUUGGAAGGGACGUUGUUCUUGAGAGCUUGGUAAUUUUUUGCAGAAUGCCAAGGAUGCAGAACGGGAUGCCUUGGUUUGUUGCCAUGGGCUCAGUCUAGUCAGGCAACYACCACCAGGACAGUUGAGAACUGCCGUGCAGCAUUUGCAGAAUAUUCUUUUAUUCCCUAGCCUAACUGCCUGUUUACCAAAACCAGUAUCUAACAAUCACUAAAGAGGAUGAGGAGAAAAUUGYAGGACCGUCUUAGCAAUUGUAAGAACCAUCACUACCAGAAGAAACUCCUGGAGGAGACCCCCGAACCCAUUCACCUUGAUGCACUUCCUCCCUAACCUUGCCCUGCUCGCAAUGACUAAGGGAAUUAGAUGUGCAAAAAGACAUAAUUAACAAAUAUUUAUCAAGGCACUUGGACAUUAGGCAGUGGCAAGUUGCAGCAGUGCCCAACAACUCCCUCCAACCUGUCUGCCCUUGUAUAGCAAAGUCAGAGCAAGGCUCUAACCCAUCCCUCCUCCUCCUCCCCAAACACGUUAUAUCUCAUCUCCCAUUCAGCCCUCAGUAUUCCCACCCCACUUUUAGAGAAGUUCCUAGGAAAGGAACUUGGAAACUGCCUCUGUAAACACUGUGACAAGUAUCUGAGCACACACCGUUAAAGCAAAUCCAAGCCAGGUCUAGCCACUGUGAACAAAGCCAGAUAGGUUGUGAGUCUGUGUUAAUAACCAUAAAACCCAUCCAAUGAAGCCAUCAACUUGUUGAUAUCUCAACUCUCAAUAUUAGCUUAACAAUGUCCAGAGUGAAGCUGACAAGAGCCAGACAAGUGUUUUCCUUCGGAAACUCCACGCUAAGGGUGAUAGUUCAGGGCACGAGCACAGCUGUGUCAGAGCUGAUACACAAGUAUUUCCAAGUUGCCACAUGAUGCCCACGAGCACUUAUUCACCUGCAUUUACAGCCAGCUGCAUGCAUACCCCCACAUCUUCUUCAACUGGAGCUCAAUUCCCUAUUUCAGGAAAGUCUUAAAGCUUCUUAAAUAUUUGAGCUUCUUGAAGACUUCACGUUUCUUGAGCAGAGCCACAGAAGUAGCAAAACACUCUGUUAUAGAGCAUUAGAGCCUCCAUCAAACUCACAUUGAUCACAUUCAUGUUUCAACGGAGACAAGUGCAAUGGGCCUCCAGCUUGAAGUUGGGUGGUAUUUCUGUUUAACUUUUUGGAUAGCCAGUUUUGACUUCUAUGAUUUGCUGAAACUAAAAGUUUUCUACUUUUAGCAAAGACUUCCUCACUUCAGCUACUGUGCCUGAGGUGUUCCAGUGCUGGAAAUACCCUCUCCAUGGCAGUGACAUCCCAGGGAAGCACCUACAGGCACCCGACACCCCUGCAGCUCACCUUUCAGGACCAGAUGGACUAACUAGGCUGGUUGUUGGCUACAGCAAGAUGUGCACUUUUUAGACCAACUGUGCUUAGAGCUUAUGGAGAGCAACCAAAACCCAUCUAGAAGCAGGGAGCAUAGUUCUUGCUUUCCUAUUAGGCUUCAGGACAGGCUCAGCUGUGCCCUGCCUCACCCCGAUGCCAGGUAAUGUUAUCUACAGCCCACCUUAUCUACAGCCCAGUGCCACACU
Messenger RNA from Nothoprocta perdicaria, 3748 nucleotides. RefSeq names its product gamma-glutamyltransferase 5 (gene GGT5). The record is from RefSeq and is a predicted model, not a curated record. Gene Ontology annotation, molecular function: leukotriene-C(4) hydrolase activity; glutathione gamma-glutamate hydrolase. The transcript is spliced from 12 exons. The annotation marks the transcript as partial. NCBI's taxonomy places the organism in Eukaryota, Metazoa, Chordata, Aves, Tinamiformes, Tinamidae. Gene Ontology annotation, biological process: leukotriene D4 biosynthetic process; glutathione catabolic process; inflammatory response. Gene Ontology annotation, cellular component: plasma membrane.